AUGCGCUUGCUUCGACCAAUUGCCUUUGCAGCCUUCGCCGCUCUUACAGGCUCAGCAGUUGCGGCUAACUGCGAGCCUCGCAACCCCGACGGAGUUGCUGCCGGCGAUGAGCUAAUCGCAUGGAUUAAGAACUCUGUCCAUGAGUUUAUUCCCAUCGAGGAUGACUGGUCAGAGGGAUUUGACAGAGCAUUCUCUACCAGCCUAGUCGCCACCUUCAACGCAACAAAACACAGCUUCGAUACUCUCAGGGGAGCAUUUGGAGCCUUUCACCCCAGAAUCGUGGAGCGGUACGCUGGCACUUUUACCCAUGGCUGUUUCUCUGCUAUUGGGGUUCCCCAUGCGACCAACCGUGGCGGCAAUGUGUAUCUCACCGGCUGGGAGGGUGGCUAUAUUGGUGGCGAAGUAAAUAACGUCUACAAUGCCUCGCAAGGCUCCUUUGGGGUGAUCGAGGAACAGGAAGACUGCAGUCUCAAGAUCGUAGAGUGGCGCGAAAGCUCCAACUUGGCCACUACAGGUUGA
Clonostachys solani is the source of this 519-nucleotide messenger RNA. Lineage: Eukaryota; Fungi; Ascomycota; Sordariomycetes; Hypocreales; Bionectriaceae. The record is from the annotation of a GenBank genome assembly.